This is a messenger RNA of Trichoplax adhaerens, 807 nucleotides long. RefSeq lists its product as uncharacterized. Gene Ontology annotation, cellular component: membrane. Gene Ontology annotation, molecular function: neuropeptide Y receptor activity. The transcript is spliced from 2 exons. The record is from RefSeq and is a predicted model, not a curated record. The coding region runs from base 1 to 807 and encodes 268 amino acids. Lineage: Eukaryota; Metazoa; Placozoa; Uniplacotomia; Trichoplacea; Trichoplacidae. Gene Ontology annotation, biological process: G protein-coupled receptor signaling pathway.
AUGGUUACGUAUUCCAAACUACAGAAUGUCACAAAUAUCAUGAUUUUCAAUUUAGCCCUUGCUGAUCUAAUCGUUGGUAUAGUUAUUAUCCCUGCUGUACUUUCAAGUACCAUCAUAGGCGAAUGGAUUGGCGAUGCUACUUCGUGUAAAGUUAUUGGUAUCUUAAAUGCUUCCAUUCUAGUCGUAUCGGUUUGGAUGUUAGUGGUCAUUAGUAUUAUACGCUAUGUCUUAGUUGCUUUUCCACAUCGUAGCCAUACCUUAUUAACCAAACGAAAAGCUUACGCGGUUGUAGUCUUAUUGUGGAUUUGGUCAUUUGUUAGUGCAGCAACAGCUGAAUUAUGGUCGCCCUAUUACUAUCAUCCACAAAUUUUCGAUUGCUGGUUUGAUUAUUCUAUACCAUUUAAGCACCAAUUUUUAAUGAUCUUAAUUAAUAUUCUCUUACCUCUAUCGAUUAUGAUUUUUGCUUAUAUUAAAAUUUACUUAAUUCUACGAAAGCAAUAUCGCAAUGCACUUGGUAAUCGAUUGCCUUUAGCCCGCUUGAAAGACGAUGCCAAAGUAACCCGUAUGAUGUUUAUUGUCCUGCUGGCAUUUUUGUUAGCUUGGUCUCCUGGUGCUUUCAUUUUACAAUUUUUUUUUUUUAUCCAACCGGUAUCACCAUUUAUCCUUAAUUUAGUCUUUAUAGUCGGCUAUAGCAACAGUGCUAUUAACUGUUUCAUUUAUGGUUUUCUAAAUAAGACAUUUCGGCAUAGUUUUGAAAGAAUUUUGACGUGUCAUAAGUGUCGAAAAAGUACUAAUUCGUCGUUUUAG